AUGCUUAUCGGGGCUACUAUCAGAUAUAGCUAUGGACCUAGCCAAUCAGGGGAAAACUUUGUUUCUGACUCCAAGGAGAACCUAUUGCUACAAGGUUAUACCCUUUGUACUGAAAAACGCUGGGGCAACCUAUUAGAGACUGGCUAUAAUCAGUUGAGGAAUCACAUAAUUAGAAUGUUUAUUCUGUGUUGUGUUUGUUAUUGUAGCUGGUCCCAACUCUUGGAAAAACUUGCUCUUCCAAUUAUCAAGUGGAUAUGCCCAACUGUUCCUACUUGCCCUGUGGCUAUACUUGGUGGAUUUCCAUGCACUGCAUGGUUUGACAUUAGAGAACUUUCAGAAGAUAGUCCUGGUGAUUUCGAAGGUUUAGACGCUUCAGUAGCGCUUAUUGCAAACUUGUUGUCAACAGAGCCUGCUGAUGUUAAACUUGGUAUCGGGGGUUUUAGUAUGGGUGUUGCAAUUGCCCUCUACUCUGCAACUUGUUUUGCCCAAGGAAAAUAUGGAAAUGGGAUCGAUUACCCUGUUAACUUGAGGGCUAUUGUUGGUCUAAGUGGUUGGCUUCCUGGUUCAAGGUCGUUGAGGGACAAGAUAGAAGGAUCACAUGAGGCUGCAAGGCAUGCUGCAUCUUUGCCCAUUUUUGCUCUGUCACGUCUAUCCUUGCCUCAUCAAAAUUUUGAGAAAGAAGAGCAAAAUGAACAGUUCUUUGAAGAGGUAAAAGGGUUACUCAUUCUUGGUGAGCUUGACCUUAAUGGGGUUAAAGUAAAGUAG
Camellia sinensis is the source of this 765-nucleotide messenger RNA. NCBI's taxonomy places the organism in Eukaryota, Viridiplantae, Streptophyta, Magnoliopsida, Ericales, Theaceae. The record is from RefSeq and is a predicted model, not a curated record.